UGCUCUCCCGCCUGAAGGCAUUCACUCUGAGCCAACAGGGUUCACUUCCUGUUUGCGUGCAUUUCUCGGAGUGGGAGGAGCUUACCUUUUGGCGGCAAGCUGGUGGAGAGCGGGCAAGGACUUCCAGACUCCAUCCAUAUCAAGUUUGGGGUAUCCAGGCCAGUGAGGCCAGAAAAGUCCACACUCCAUUCUUGUGGCCUCCUGUUGGCUGCCUGAAGCAACUCCUGUCCUGUCCACACUCCUCUUUCUGACCAUUCCCAACCAGAGUCAUGCCUCGACGCCAAAAUAAGCACAAAACCCAUGCAAAACGCCGUGAGAAGCAAAACGAAACUCGGAAGUCUGAGGCUACAGGAGAAGCAGCAGCUGCAGCACAGGAGUCCCCACCCGCCCCGCAGCGUGGGCCUGUUGCUCACUCGUGCAGCAGCUCCCAGGAGGAGCUGCAAGGUGCAGCAUCUGCCACUGCGACUCCUGCAGGUGGUUCUUCCUCUAAAUCUGAUAGCCCUACCACUAUCCAAAUGCAGGAGUGGGAAAACGUCUUCAGGACCCUUCUCCGCUCUGACAGCUCAGACAGAAACAUAAGCAUGAUGACCCUGUUGCUGGAGCAGUACAUGCUGUACAAGUUCAAGAUGAAAAAGCCCAUCCUGAAGGCCGACCUGCUGCAGAUUAUCGACCCCACCUAUGAAGACCGGUUUGAUGAGAUCCUUAAGAAAGCCUCUGAGCACAUCAGUGUAGUUUUUGCAGUUGAAGUGAAGGAAGCCGACUCGGACGUGCCGUCCUACAACCUGAUCAGCAAACUGAAACUGCCCAACAACGGGAGGGUGCGUCCUGGCAGGGGCUUACCCAAGACCGGCCUCGUGAUGGCUAUCCUGGGUAUGAUCUUCCUAAAGGGCAACCGAGCCUCUGAGGAAGACAUCUGGAAAUUGCUGAACGCGAUGGGAGUGUACGACGGUAGGAGGCACUUGGUCUACGGAGAACCCAGGAAGCUCAUCACCAAAGAUUUAGUGAGGCUGCAGUACCUGGAAUACCAGCAGGUGCCAGGCAGUGAUCCUGCAUGCUACGAGUUCCUGUGGGGUCCAAAGGCCCAUGCUGAAACCAGCAAGAUGAAAGUCCUGGUGUUUAUGGCCAAGCUCAAUGAUACCGUUCCUAGUGCCUUCGCACCCCAGUAUGAAGAGGCACUGAGAGAUGAGCAAGAGAGAGCCCGAAGCCAGCGUGCAGCUGGUGCAGCCUUCCAGUCCCCACGUCCAGCGUUUUCUUCCACCUGUUCCUAUCAUCCAAAGAAAUAAAAACCACAUGCAUAUAUGGUGUGAGGAGGGGAAUCUCCAUGUGAAAAGACUGUAUAGUAAAAUAAGUGGAUGAUUACAAUG
Molecule: messenger RNA, 1364 nt
Organism: Ochotona princeps (American pika)
Lineage: Eukaryota; Metazoa; Chordata; Mammalia; Lagomorpha; Ochotonidae
Product: melanoma-associated antigen B5-like
Exons: 3
Coding region: 270-1283 (337 amino acids)
Biological process (GO): negative regulation of transcription by RNA polymerase II
Cellular component (GO): nucleus
Source: RefSeq, a predicted model, not a curated record